Messenger RNA from Rhodamnia argentea, 865 nucleotides. RefSeq names its product early nodulin-like protein 1. Lineage: Eukaryota; Viridiplantae; Streptophyta; Magnoliopsida; Myrtales; Myrtaceae. The record is from RefSeq and is a predicted model, not a curated record. Gene Ontology annotation, molecular function: electron transfer activity. The transcript is spliced from 2 exons. The coding region runs from base 117 to 710 and encodes 197 amino acids. Gene Ontology annotation, cellular component: plasma membrane.
GACUGAACCAAUAAAAGAUUUUCUCCCCCUCUCCCAAGUCUUGUGCCUCCCUCCUGAGGUUCUUCUGAGAAGCAGAAAAGCUAAAAAAAAAAAAAAGCUUAGCGUACAAAAGAAAAAUGGCGAUUCUCAGAAGCCCGAGCUCCCAGCUUCUCUGCGCCCUCCAUCUUCUUCUGAUCUCAGCGCAGGUCUUCUCCUACCAGUACAAGGUCGGCGACCUGGACGCUUGGGGAAUCCCCGCCGAAUCCGACUCUCAAGUCUACGCCCAGUGGUCCAAGUACCACUCCUUCAAGCUCGGCGAUUCCCUCUUGUUCCUGUACCCGCCCAGCCAGGAUUCGGUGGUCCAGGUGACGCGGCAAGCCUACGACGCCUGCAACGUCACGGAUCCGAUCCUGUACAUGAGCGACGGCAACUCCCUCUUCAACGCAACCUCCCCCGGCGUGUUCUACUUCACCAGCGGCGCCGCCGGCCACUGCGAGAAGAAGCAGAAGCUCCAGAUCUCCGUGCUGUACGCGAACGGAUCGGCCUACUCCCCGUCGGCGUCCGACGGGCCCGGCGCGUUGCCCGACAUCUCCCCCUCCUACCCCACCGUGUUCGGGUCGAUACCGGUGGGAUCAUCCUCGGCGCAUUCGCGGGGUAUCCCGGCGCUUGCAGUGAUGGCGAUCGGACUCAUUGUGUAUGCCACCACCGACGGCGGCAGCUGGUUCAUGUGAGGAGCAGAAAUUUGGAGUUGAGCAUCGUUCAAUCUUUGCCAAGUUCAGCUAUUUACUUGUUCAAGAAAUUCUGCAUGUAGUACGAUUUUUUUUUUUUCUUUUCAACCGUUGUAAUUCUUUGCAGCAGAGCACGAGAGAAUAAAAUUUAAAUCUUA